Messenger RNA from Anopheles darlingi, 4864 nucleotides. It is a transcript of the gene cwo, whose product is annotated as transcription factor cwo. Gene Ontology annotation, molecular function: RNA polymerase II cis-regulatory region sequence-specific DNA binding; protein dimerization activity; DNA-binding transcription factor activity, RNA polymerase II-specific. The transcript is spliced from 5 exons. The coding region runs from base 2090 to 4009 and encodes 639 amino acids. NCBI's taxonomy places the organism in Eukaryota, Metazoa, Arthropoda, Insecta, Diptera, Culicidae. The record is from RefSeq and is a predicted model, not a curated record. Gene Ontology annotation, cellular component: nucleus. Gene Ontology annotation, biological process: anterior/posterior pattern specification; regulation of transcription by RNA polymerase II; regulation of neurogenesis.
CGAUCUGUGGAUUUCAAGCGGUUCAGUCGCAUAGCCGAGUAGUGCACGUGUUGCUCCCGGAGUACCGUUAACACUUUAGUUGCCGUUGCCGUUGCCAUUGUUACAAGCCAGUAAUCGUCGACGUCAGUCCUUCCGUCAGUGCAGUCUAUGCUGAGACACGAUCCCGUGUCCGUCUUCCCGCUUAUGCUUAUGCAUAAUAUCCUACGUUCUACGAUCUGAGAUCAUCGCUUCCGGUGCCUGGGCAUCGCCAAUUGUUAGCAGCGCAGUUGACCAGCAAAAGGGUCUAGCUAAAUGUGAGAUUAUUGAUUGAGCCGAAGCUCUAAAGGUGGUAUCAUCAUCAGCCUCCUGACUGCGCGUGAUUGUGUGUGCGUUUUCUCGGGCUAUUUUUGGCCGAAUCGAAUCAGCAAGCAAGUGGUAACAAGCGGAGCCAAAGAGCGGUUUUGUGGGCUAAACAAGCAGGCAACAGGAGAGAAACACAAACAGCCCCAGCAGUAGCUCAUCGCGCGCUUCUUCUCUCGCGCACAUCUCGAGCAUUGAGCAGCAUCGAACAUCUCCACCGGUGGUGCCACCCCAACCCAGCCAGCCAACCAGCCAACGUAGCAGUAGUAAUCCAUUUGAUACGCAAGAUAGCCAGCAGUGGUGAACGCGUGAACGUUGUGUUGCAAAUUAACCAGCAGCGAAACCGAUCAAAGUGCAUUUACACGGCCCAGUGCGUUUGUGCGCGAGAAAUUCGGGUGUAUUCGGGAUAAGCAAACGCCGGUGGUAUUCCAGUAGCUUGCAGCCACCCCCCCCAUUAGUCCUCUGCUCCGUCGGUUACUCUCCGAAAACCGCCUUCAUGUAUAAGUUUUUCGUGAAUUCCAGUGUCAAGUACAUCAUAAAAUAGUAGCUCGAUAAGAGUGUACCAAAGCAAGAGAGAGAGAGUGUGUGUGUGUGUGUGUUUGCGCGUGUGUGUGUGUGUGUGUGUAGUGCGUGUGCUUGAGAAGUGGCAGCAGAGGUGGAGAAAAUACUAGUUGCCAGGUAGUGAGGCAUCCUAUCAUCGGGAGGCGUGGGUGCGACCCACAGGCGAUUCGAGAAAGAGCAGGAUUUACUGCGGCCAGUUUUUUUUGUGGCAACCGCGAAGGCAGAAGGUGUACGUGGUACUCUGUUACUGCUACCGGGCAGCCAAAACACAGACCCCGAUUCUAGACGUUUCCGGUGCAGACGCGGGCCCCCAUCAUUCCGCCCGCCUAUCGUUUUGUUUCAUUUCGAAAAUUCCUCCAACAGUGGAUUUGAUGUGUAAGAAGGUGGCGGCCAUCGGCAACAACUCGCUUCUGCUCGAUAAUAACAAGCGCGUCCGCUCGUUUUUCCGUAAACCACGCUACACUCACUUUUGUUCCGUCUGGUAUAUCAUAGAGGGACGGUCGGGUACGCGUAAAACAGUACCGCACGGCACGACACCAACGACGACGAUCACCAGCGCCACCGUCGUUCAUCACCAUCGACCCCGGAAACAGGCCCAACCACCACCACCGCGUACUCGAUCGACCGUUCCACCGUAUCGAUACCGGCGUUUCGGCUAAGAGAGUGGACGCUAACCGUUCGCCAAACAGCGUGAAAUUGAUUUCGGAGGACAGAGAAAAAGAAGAAGAAGAAAAUCAAGCUUACCAAAACAGUCCUUCCAGUGCCGGCAGGUUCCAAUUCACCUUCCGCUUUGUCAUCGUGUGUGAUAAUGUGCGCGUAAGAUCAGGAGGAUCUGUCACCGUUUCCCGACCCACGGAGCAUCCGUAUCCCCGUGCUCUUUUCGUGGGCCUAGCGUGUACUCUCCUACCAUUCGCGGUAGAGUGGAGCGGUCACCGUUAGUGCCGAGGAAUCGGGGAAACAAGUGCUGUACGUUCGCGCUAUCCAGGGUUCUCGAUCUCUCCGCCCCGGGUGGUUCUGUCAGGUGGUUGCCAUAACAACACGCGGUAGUAGUUCGGUAGUGCAACAGCAUCAGCAGCAGCAGCAGCAGCAGCCUACUACACAGAGAUACUGUGUGCCGAGAGAACGAGAACGAGAACGGGCUGUUUUCCGGUUCAUCUGUGCUAGGAGUAGGCCAUACACACGCCGCAUAAUGGAUGCAUACUGGGAGGCAGCGAAUGGGCAUGCACCACAUUCUUUAAAAUACGAAAGAUUCGGAACGUUUGAGAAACCGACGGAGACACCGCCAGACUGUGAGGCAGCCGUUCCAGGAUAUACAUACUGUGGUGAACCUGGUUUAAACUUUUCCACCAACAAUACAACCUACAGUGAAGAUGAUGCUGAUUUUCCACCUGGAAGACGAGGCAAAACAUCACGGCAAGACCCACUGUCGCAUAGGAUCAUUGAGAAGCGCCGGCGGGAUCGGAUGAACUCCUGCUUAGCGGACCUUUCGCGACUCAUUCCCCAGCAGUACAUGCGCAAAGGUCGGGGUCGCGUUGAAAAGACGGAGAUCAUCGAGAUGGCGAUUCGGCAUCUGAAAAACCUUCAGAACCAAGAGUGCGGCCGGGAGUCAUCCUGCGCCGAGCAAUACCGAUUAGGCUACAAUGAUUGCCUGACUGAGGCGGCCAAGUUUAUGUUGCGCGAACGGGGUGAAGAGUUGGUGUUCCGCAUGGUGACGCACCUCAAGGAGCAUUGCAACGAUAUCAUGAAAAGUGAACUGUUAAAGUCUCGCUGUGGGUCCGAGAUGGCGAACGGUGGUAGCCCGAUCUACUUGGCCGGGGCACCGAUCGGUCAUCUGCGCGAUAUGAUGUCGUGCCCAUCGGACAUUGAGCACAGCAGUAACGAUCAUCACGAUGUGAAGGAUUUGAGCUUCCGCAGUGGCACAAGCAGCAGCACGAGUAGCACCAACAACAACCCACCCCAGGCACCCGUCAUUACAUCGACCGCACCGAGCGUGCAGCAUCUGGAUACGUCCAGUAAUCAUUCGACGCAGGACUACGAUGCACCGUCACCACCGCGAAUCUGUGGCGUGGCGGGUCUUCAACAGGACACUAACAAUAACCUGAACCAGCACGAGAGUGUCCUACGUACGAUUCGGAUGCGCAAGUUCUCGGAGCAUGCAUCGCCCGAGCACGAGCACAGCCACAACAGCUACAAGUUUAAGAACUACAUACAGCAACGUUUCUCGCAGGAUACGCACGAGAACGGUGGUAGUGGACACCCUACCGAUAUUGAGCACAGUCCUGCAUCCGUGCAUGAUGAUCACCACCAUCAUCAUCACCAUCAUCAUCAGGCUUCGUUGCGUGCUUCGCCUAUGACUAACGGAAGUACCGGAAGUCUUUCCUCCGCUACCGAUUCCAAGCUUUCGCCUAGUACGAGCACAGCAAAGACACCUCCGGUAUCGGCGACCUCAUCGGAUGAACCGCUCUCGUUGAAGCGGAAGCUUACCUCAACUAGCAGCGAAUCCAGCGAUCGGAUUGGACUGGGCACCGUUCUCGUCGACAAUAGUCUGCUUCAGCUGCCACAACACCACUCACAGCAGCAACAGCAGCAGCUGCAUCAUCAGCAAGUCACUGGCGCUCCAGAUGCUGGUGGACCUUUGGAAAAGAAGGUGGCUAGUGGCAAAAAUGGGCUUUCCUUGACUGCAUCCGCUUCCCUAACGUCACUACCAACGACAGAGAUUAAGCACGAGAUGCUGAUUGGUGGCGGUGCUCCAGUGUCCCUUAGCGGUGUUAACACACCGGGAAGCAUGGCGAACGUUGUCGUACCAGGUGGCAGUGCACAACCGCACCAUCACCAUCACCACAGUUCCUAUCACCCGGUACCCAUCUUCGCGUGUCACACGCAGGGAUUCUACAUCCCGCUCAACGUGGACUACGAGGCGCUUCUACCUUACCUAAACGGCGCCGAUCUGUUGAGCAAAAGCUUCGCCCAACUCCCACCACUUCAUCCGAUUAGUAUCAGUGUAAACUACAGCGGCAGUGGCGGUGCGGCGUUGUUGGUUAAAGCCACCGUCAGUGGUUUGUCUAGUGGCAAGUCGAAGCUUGUCGAGGGCCUCAUUAGUGGAUGUUAGAUGAAUGUAAUGUAACCGUUCGUUUCACCGCUAGGGCAAGAGGGCGCUGGGGAACUAAAGAUAAGAAAUCCUGCGUUUCCUCAGCUUUAUUGAGUGCAUUUUUUCAAAUAAUGUUGUAACGAUAUCCACAAACAAGUGACAUUGCUGGGCACGAAGACAGGGAACAGGGCAAGGUAGACAAUGGAAGACAUUCUGGAAGAGGGUGAAGAAGUCUGUGCCGCCUAUGGUGAAAGCUAUAGCUCUGGAAACUGUUAGGGCCAGUUCAGUGUUUGAUGUGUAUCAUUAACUCUCAGGUAAAUCCCCUUUCCCAACGACUAUGUGCAAGCUGCCUAAUGCUAUUCACGGAACGCGUUUGAUGCUGUGCAUACUAAUUGCGUAACGCUGAGGCCAUUUAAGGAUAGUUAGCAAAACUCUCACACAUGAACCACUCAUAGCUCGGGAAUUGAUGACGAAAGUGUUAUUCGUUGUUUGAUUUCCCAGCUUUAUUCACUAUUCCUUGAUCGAUUAGGUUGAAUUAGAAACGUCGCUAUACUUCACAGUGUGCACAAAAUUCAAAUCCUUUUGUAACAAGGCAAGAUCGUCGCCUUUGUUAAAGGCAGUAAAUGUAGUAUCUUGAAAUUGAGAAAGUAAACUUGUGGCUGAAUGGAAAUGAACACUUGCUUCAUUUCUUUCUGUCCCUGUUCAAUAAAACAGAGUUUCCACUUCCUACCACAGAAAUGUACUAGCGAGCUUGUUCUAGAACUGCAAACGGUUGCACAUCUCCGUUGUUUCAAAUUUUUGCACGCCAUAUUUUUUCAUAUACAAAACAAAUGAAAAAUCUGUGAUACAGAGGAAAACGAAGGGAAUAUAGCAAAA